GGAACUAAAAUACGGAACUCGUUUUCUGUCGGCCAUAGUGAAAAAUGGCGACUACGAUGAAUUUAAUGUGAACGAAGUGUACUUUGAUUAGUGACGGUGAAGUGAUUUCAGGUCGGAUUUUACGAGAAAAACGCGAAAGAACAAGAUUUGAUUGCGAUGCAAAUAUGCAGAAUGUACCGCAGGAUACAGGCGCCGACGAAUCGAAGCUAGAAAAAUUGAAGCACGGUGCAGAGAACAUUUCGUCGACUCCCCAAUCGACAAACUCGACUCCGACAAAGUCUGAAACGGAAACUUAUUCGGAAAAUCGCAGAUUCAUGUCGGAAACAUCGGAAAGUGAGGAGGAUUCAGUCUCUGAGGUGGAGUCUUUUAUGGUAGAGCAAGAAUUUGAGGACGAACCACAGGCGGAAGCCGCUAAAUUUCUAUUGGGGCCCGAUCAAGACCGAGCCGUCGAUCCGGAGACGCAGGCCCAUCUCGAAGAAUUGCUCCAGGUGGCAGGUAAGGGAAUUAGUCAACUUGCGGCCAAGGACAGCAAAGCCCUAGGCGACCCCGAGGUUCUGCGCAGACUAACGUCCAGCGUGUCGUGCGCUUUGGACGAAGCCGCCGCAGCACUGACGCGCAUGCGCAGCGAUAACGCAGCCGCAGCAUCAUCUAUGCAAGCUCCCUCUUGUUUAUUGGACAGCAUCUCCACCCGCCCGACCACUCAAGGGGGCGAAGAGAUCUCCGACGAAGACAAGACGGCUCUGGUGGAGGCCUGCAACGAUGGCGACGUCGGCACAGUGAGGAAACUGCUCACAGAGGGCAGGUCGGUGCACGAGACCAGCGAGGAGGGGGAGAGUUUGCUUAGCUUGGCGUGCAGCGCGGGAUACUUCGAGUUGGCUCAGCAUAUCAGAAAUAGUGCAGAAAAUGCCGAAGAUCUAAAACGGGUUUUGUUAGCAAUGCACGCGAACGUAGAAGAUAGGGGCAUCAAGGGAGAAUGCACCCCCCUCAUGGAGGCUGCAUCUGCCGGUCAUCUAGAUAUUGUCAGGUUAUUAAUUCAUCAUGGGGCUGAUGUCAACGCCCAAUCCACAUCUGGUAAUACUCCCUUGAUGUAUGCUUGUGCUGGUGGCCACACUGAGGUUGUCGAAUUUCUUUUGGAAAACGGCGCCCACGUGGAAGACCACAACGAGAACGGCCACACGCCACUAAUGGAAGCCGCCAGUGCCGGACAUGUUGGACUCGCCAAGAUCCUCCUGAUGCACGGUGCCGGCAUCAACACCCAUUCCAACGAAUUCAAGGAAUCCGCGCUAACGCUCGCCUGUUAUAAAGGUCACCUGGACAUGGUCCGCUUCUUGCUGGAGGCGGGCGCCGACCAGGAACACAAGACGGACGAAAUGCACACCGCCCUGAUGGAGGCCUCGAUGGACGGUCACGUGGAGGUCGCAAGGCUGCUUCUCGAUUCGGGAGCGCAGGUACAAAAUGUGAAUAUGCCUACGGACAGCUUUGAGUCGCCUCUAACGUUAGCGGCCUGCGGCGGCCACGUAGAUCUCGCCAUGCUCUUGAUCGAACGGGGGGCCAACAUCGAAGAAGUGAACGACGAGGGCUACACGCCCUUGAUGGAGGCGGCGCGGGAAGGUCACGAGGAAAUGGUACAUCUCCUUUUAGGACAAGGUGCAAAUAUUAACGCUCAGACGGACGAGACCCAAGAGACGGCGCUGACGCUGGCCUGUUGCGGCGGUUUUAUGGAAGUGGCCGACAUCCUUAUCAAGGGCGGCGCCGACAUCGAACUGGGCGCCUCCACGCCGCUGAUGGAGGCCGCGCAGGAGGGCCACAUCGACCUGGUGCGCUUUCUGUUGGAGUACGGUGCGAACGUCAACGCUGUCACGCAGACCAACGAUACGGCGCUGACGUACGCGUGCGAAAACGGACACACCGACGUGUCGGAGUUGCUUUUGCAGUACGGAGGAGAUUUGGAGCACGAAUCCGAAGGCGGCCGCACGCCUCUGAUGAAGGCGUGUCGCGCCGGUCACUUGUGCACCGCCGAGUUCCUCAUUAAGAAAGGGGCGAACGUGCGCAAGCAGACCACCAAUAACGACCACACGCCCCUCUCAUUGGCGUGCGCCGGGGGACACCUAGCCGUCGUCGAGCUCCUGCUCAAGAGCAACGCCGAUCCCAACCACAAAUUGAAGGAUAAUUCGACCAUGCUUAUCGAAGCUGCCAAAGGAGGACAUACCAACGUCGUCCAGCUCUUGCUGGAUUAUCCUCACUCGAUGCUGCUGAGCGGGCAACAGGGUUCGACCGCGGCCACCAACUUGGCAAUGUUGCCUGGACAGGUGGGAACGAGGGACGCCUCUCUACCGGCCGGAUCCAUGGCGCCAGCUAUCGCCGCACCUGGAAACUUCUUCUCACCCCCUACCGCGGUUCUCCAGGAAGUACCUGAAGCUGUGCGCAUCGUGCAGCAGGUGGACCUAAACAGUCCGCCGAUAGAGGUCAGCCCUAAGCAGCAAGUGCAGCAGACGACGCCACGACAAGGCAACGAACAGUCCCAGCAACAGCAGAAGGGAAGGAAAUUGUUGGCGAAGAGUCGAUCUACCGGGGCGAUGUUUGACGGUGCGUUAACAUCUGCCGAAGCCCAACAAGUACGAACGCCGCCCUUAAGCGACUUCGAGGAGGACGCCACGGCGGCCAUGGAGUUCCUUAACAAAGAAGACCCUCACAGUACCCUUAUAGACUUUAUCAAAAAACGGAAGCAGUUCGGCAGCGACCCGGACGGCAACACCCAGAAACAGCAGAUUUUAGAGGAAUUACAUCGUGUGGAACGCGAGCUUCACGGGAAGCAACAACAAGCGGCGCAGCAGCAAGCUGCAGCUGCGGCGGCCGCUGCUGCUGCGGCCGGUCACGGGCACGUGUUCCAAUACCAAAUCCCUCAGGAACAGUGCGCGCUCCAAGCGACCACCGCUCCCACCGCCCUGGCUCCCGUGCUCAACUUUGACCUGGCCAUCCAACAGCAGCAAAAACAGCAAGGACUCGGUUACAGCAACGUUUCCGGUGCGUCGCCUCAACCUUCGCACCAAGUCCCGUUCUACGCCGGCAUAGGCACGCCUCUGUCUCAACAGACGUCUCCCCAGUUCGCGGCGCCUGCCAGCCAAGCGCAGGCGAAUCAAACUGCCGCGCCCACCUUCUACUUCACGCCCAUGCCGGUUAGCUCAGCUCCCAUGGGCGUGUCGCUGGGCACGCCUACGGCCACUGUGGCGAACGGAGGCGUGGUUUCGGCGCCCGCGGCACCCGGAUUGGGGACUUUGGUACCCGCGUCCGCACUCACUGCCCAACCUAUCAAGUUUCAGAGCGUUGCCGAAGUCAGUCAGAACACCGCUAUUAACGAUAGACCCAAGGUUAAACCGAUCAAAAAAGAAGGUAAAAACAUUAGAAAGCAACAGCAGCAAGUGCAACACGCUCAGCCACAGCCUAGCAGCACUCAGGUGACCAAUCAGAACGCGCAAAAUCUAAACCAAUCUCAACCACAGACUAGUCCCUCGCCUCCGAAAACGUUCAACAUCUUUGGAGACCAGCAGGUUCAAAUGUUUCGACAACUACAACUGCCCCAACAACCAAGCCAACCGCAACAAAGAACGGUACAAAAUCAACCUGGCGUACAAUUUCAGAAAGUGGACGGUGGUUCAGUUCCCUCUGACGUUCUCAACGUUCAAGAUUUGGAUGUAACGUUUUUGAAGGAUGAUCAAGAGAGUCUUCUGACCGCGUCCAUUUUACAGCAGAUCCAUAAUACGUCGAUUCCGUUCAUUCGGGCGGCUACGGUUGGUUCUCCUCAAAAAUCACGUUUGGAGGUGUACGACCCUACUCAACAAGAUCAGAAUUCUCAGAGCAAAGUUACAAAAUUAGAAUUAACAGACAAAGACUUUCCCGACGAUGUGGUACAAACUUUGGAGGUACAACCUUACCCAGGUACUUUAGACGAGACUAUGAUUGCCUCUUUGACAGCUGCGCAGCAAGCCGACCUUCAGGCUGCGGCGGCGGCUGCGGCUGCAGCAACAGGAACUUCCGAUCUUUCUAGAGUGGAAUACUUUGCAGUGCCAACAGGAGCGCCCGGAACACAAACAACGUCCGGCCAAGUACCGGUGCACGCCCUGUAUAAUUACGAACACUACUUGACGGCAGGUGGCAUGCAGAAAGACCAGUGGGUGCAAGGAUUUCAAGCCGGCUACAGCCUUAAACAACAACAGCUUGCAGAUUCUCUGACUGUAGCGGGAUCAGUGGCGCCACCGCCGCUCACCAACCAACCUCAAACAUUUAUUACGUCAAAUCAGCCGCAGGCUUGCGUCAAUACCUCGCAACAACCUCAACAAAUCGCAGCUUGUGGACACGCCACUCAAGGUAGUCAUAUCUGUCAACCGUGCGGUCAACACCAACAGCAACCGUCGAACAAUCCGUCGCCACAGCAGGUGGUUCAGCAACAGGUCACUUCUCAGCAACCGCAGGGCUCGAAUCAGGUACAGGCCGCUACGCAAACUCAAACGCAGAACGGCAGCGACGGCAAAAAGAUUCAAAAGGUGUCGGAAAUUAAAUUUAAGAAAGGCCGAGUCAUCCGGCAUCAGAACUCGCUCCAGAACAACCUGCAGCAAGAUCAGAACUACCAGAUCGACCACAAUUCGGCCAUCACCCAGUACAGCGGAGCGAAUAACCGGCAGUGUGCCAAUUCGAUUAUAUCUCCUUGUAUGGAUGUGGACUCCGAGACUGAGAGCAACCAUGACACUGCGCUCACCCUGGCCUGCGCUGGCGGCCACGAAGAACUGGUGGAAUUGCUGAUCAGUCGAGGGGCCGAUAUCGAACACCGUGAUAAGAAAGGUUUCACUCCUCUGAUCUUGGCUGCCACGGCCGGUCACGAAAAAGUCGUCGAUAUUCUCUUAAACCACAACGCGGACAUUGAGGCCCAAUCCGAACGCACCAAGGAUACGCCACUGAGUCUCGCUUGCAGCGGCGGCCGCUAUGAAGUGGUCGAACUGUUGCUCAACCGUAACGCCAACAAGGAACAUCGCAAUGUGUCAGAUUAUACACCCUUAAGUUUGGCCGCCUCAGGUGGCUACGUCAACAUUAUUCGGCUACUUUUGAGCCACGGAGCCGAGAUCAACUCUCGCACGGGUUCUAAACUGGGAAUAUCCCCGUUAAUGUUGGCAGCCAUGAACGGACACACCUCCGCCGUCAAGGUUCUUCUGGACAUGGGAAGCGAUAUCAAUGCUCAAAUCGAGACGAAUAGAAACACGGCGCUCACUUUGGCCUGUUUCCAAGGACGACACGAGGUGGUGGCGCUCCUUUUGGAAAGGAAAGCCAAUGUGGAACAUCGCGCCAAGACAGGAUUGACGCCAUUGAUGGAAGCCGCUUCGGGAGGUUACGUCGACGUCGGAAAGGUUUUGGUCGACAAAAAGGCCGACGUUAACGCUACUCCGGUUCCCUCGUCGAGAGACACUGCCCUAACUAUAGCUGCCGACAAAGGACACGCACAAUUUGUCGAAUUACUAUUAGAAAAAAACGCAAUGGUCGAGGUGAAGAACAAGAAAGGAAACUCUCCGCUCUGGCUGGCUGCUAACGGAGGACAUUUGGCCGUUAUUCAGAUGCUGUACGACAAAAACGCCGAUUUAGAUUCUCAAGACAACCGCAAGGUGUCCUGUCUUAUGGCGGCCUUCCGUAAAGGACACGUCAAAGUAGUAGAGUGGAUGGUGGAACACGUGACUCAAUUUCCCAGCGACCAGGAAAUGAUGCGAUAUAUUGGAACCAUAAGCGAUAAAGAAUUACUGGAGAAGUGUCACGAAUGCGUCAAGCUUAUCCGAGCUGCGAAAGAGACUCAAGCCGACCGCGCCAAUAAAAACGCUUCUAUAUUAUUGGAGGAGCUCGAGUCGGAGCGUACACAAGAAGAGAUCAAACGAAUUGCUGCCGCUAAAAGACGGGAGAAGAAGAAGCAGAGACGCUGGGAGAAAAAGGAACAACAGAAGAGACUGCAGGAGCAGAACAAGAAGAACGUCAACUACCGAAGGAAGUUGCAAAAGGUCGAGGAAAAAGCUGAAGUCGAGGAGGUUGCGCCCGAAGCGAAUCCAGUUAACGGUAACGAUAAGGAGGAGGGGGACAGCGGGAUCGACGCGAACAGUCAAGGUAGUUGUUCCAGCAACGACAUCAAAACUUCCAAGGAAAAACGCAAAAAUAAAAAGAACAAGAAGACGAGCGUUAACGCAAAAAGAGAGGAGCUAUUAUCCGCGAAGCCAAAAGCGGGUUCGAGCAAAUCGUCCGAUGGGCUCGAAGCCAAUGAAAGAUCCGAACCUAGGGAAAAGGAAGUAAAGGAAUCUAAAAGCGCAUCUAAGAAUAACAUGCGAAAAAAUGUAUUUUUUGCGGAGAAACCCCCUAAGGCGCCUGUCCCGGAAGUGGUCAUUAAAUCGCCCGCGGACCGCGACGAUUUUGAGGCUACUGGCAACGAGACCUACGUCGCCUCUAAGAACAGGAAAGAAGAUUCUCAUGCACCCUGUCAAAGUAGCAAAGGCGGAGGCAGUACCAGUCCUAAGCAAGCGACUAAACGCGAGGACGGUUGGAAAGAAGUCGUUCGUAAGUCCUCUGUUCAGACCGUAUCCGAGUCGGGUGCCAAGAAAGUUUUGGUGCCGUUAAACGCUAUCUCUAGGGUUAUUGGCCGGGGUGGUAGUAAUAUAAAUGCUAUCAGACAGCAUACUGGUGCGCUUAUUGAAGUAGAAAAGCAAGGAAAAGGCCAGGGCGAUCGCGCCAUCACUAUAAAGGGCGCCCCGGAAGCUACCCGGCAAGCGCACGCUUUAAUCACUGCCCUUAUCAAAGAUCCCGACGUCGAUAUCGCGUCCAUGUUAUCUAAAACACCUAAGCCAGCCAGUGCCGCUACAACUCUAUGGGACAAAACUCAGAUAGCUACCAAGAAAAACGCCGGAAAACUAGCCUCGACUGUCCAAACUGCGGGACCAACUGUGACCUCCCACACCAAAGUGUCGACCGCCGCCGCCGCUCCGACUUCUACCGUGCGCUUUGCUUCCGCAUCGUCCAAGUACAGAUCGGCGCCGACUACAGCCACCACCAGGGUUACAGCCCCUCGUCUAGCUGCCCAGGUAGAGAAGAACGCUCAAGCCCAACAAAGCGCUGCUCGUCUCCCCGUCUCUUCAGCGACAGUUAUUCGUUCGGUUCCUUCUAAGAUCAUUACUACGCUAGCGAGUCAGACAUUCGCCGCCAAGCUGACGGAAACCGUAACUGCUAGCCAAGCCUUGUCUAGCAGUAUCGGUCAGACUUCUGCCUCUGCAGGGUCUACCAAACUUAGAUCCACACUAGUGACACCUUCUACGGCAGGAGCGGGACCAGUAUCGCCGCAGCCGCCAAUCGCAGCGCCCGCCAACACGCUAGGGUCGCCUGUUAAGAGUGCUAGACCACAACCUACGGGUUCGGCUCCACCUACCAUGCAACAUUUCCAAAGCACGUCGGCAGUCAAACCACAGCUCCCGCAUUCGUCGGCUUUUGCCAGUAAUUUGCAAACUAGCCACGCGUCGAGCAGUAACGAGAAAAACAGUUCUAUGACGACGUCUGCCUCGUCGAACAUUUUAUCCUCGUCUGUUCAGACCUCUCAUCAGCAGCAACAAGAUGAUAUCACGUCGCACGCUCCUUUACCGGCUACCUCGGAAUAUACAUUAUUCUGUCCAGGAGAUUACUGGAACCGACGCGAACAAGAACCUACAAAAUUACCCAAUUUUGCUUCUGUCGCUAGUAGCGGUUCGAGUCAGAAUACAACACAGGUUAAGUUUAUAGAUCAAGAACCGCCGCCGCAAGUAGAUAUUACUAAAGCUCCUGGUUACCGAGGGGUGGCCGUUUGCUCACCAGUAUCGUCCAAAACCAGCAGCAAUAGCACUACGCCGCCCACCUUGUCAGCCGCUUCUUACCAAGGUUACCAGGAAGCGACCAAAUCGCAGAACGCCCUACCGCCGAUCGGUUCGCGACCUCAAGUAUCGCAAAGCGGACCCGGCGAUUUUAUGCCUUUCAUGGACUUCAACAAACCCGGAGCGACCCUGCCUAACUUGAUGGGCCUGGGUACCAACGAAGCUCACCUCUUACAGAACACGUUCAACCCUAUUCAAAGUCUGAACUUCUCGCAACCUCAACCGCCUGUUAACAUACAACAGUCGGCGAGCAUGUCUCGAUUGAAUCCCAAAGCGCCGGAAUACUCCGGUUCCGCCUACAGUUCUAUGCAGAACAAGAGCGGCAUGUACAACGGGUUCCAGAUUCAGAUGCAGAACAACGUGUUCGCGUUAAAGGGCAACAUGGACGCAGCCGCCAACACUUAUCAUCGGGGCAUGAACAACGCCUCCCAGCAGAACAGGUCGUGGAUACAGCAGGUGCCUUCGUUCACCCAGCAACAGAACGAGUUGAUAAGUGGCCUGGCGGGAAUGACGAUCCAAAAUUUGCAGGCCAAGGUAUACGGAGAAGGUCUCGAAAACGGGGCUGAGUUGGCGGCCAUGGUCAACAACUCGCCGAAUAUGUCGCCGAACCUGGCCGGUGGUCCGCCGCACGGUCUUCACGCCGACUCUGGCCAUUUCGGCGGGAUGGAGGAGCGCAAGCCUCAGCCGAUCGGCACGGGCAGAGCGCGCAAGGCGUACCCGAGUCAGAUGGACCAGAACUGGAUGCUGAACGAGAAACAGGCCAAUUGGGGCGGAAACGGACUCGAAUUCAACAUGAGGCCGCCGCCGAUGUACCAAGAGGACACCGGCAUUGAUUUUUCGAAUGCCACUUUGGAAACACAGCUGCAGAGACCGAUGCAGAUGGAAAACUACAUGAAUAACCCCGGCCCCUAUUUCAACCACCAGCACCCGAAUUUGAGACCGGACUUUAUAUCUGACAUGCCAAAAUUAGAUUUGUCAUGGGACAACGGUCGGCCCAUACCCGAACUGCAAGAUAAACAUGGCUGGCAAUGGAACAAGUAACCUAUUAUGAAAACUGAACCAGAAACUAUAAGCGUCGAUUUAAACUUAAGUCCAAAAGAAAAUAUGCGAAACUCAGCUUGUCUUUGUGAUUUUUUGGAAUACCGAGUUUUCACCGUAGAAAAUGACUAGUUCUCUAUAGUUACUUUUGAUUUAAUUUGUAUCUUUUCAUUUUGUUAAUGGUAUAAGGUGACGUCGAAGCCCGGUAUACAGGCCGUCGACAAACGUAAUACGAAAUAUAUAGUCAAAAAAAAAUUAUAAAAAAAUAAUUAAAAAAACUAUACGCAAUUGAUGUAAAUAAAAAAACGUUCAGAUUAUUCCCUAGUAUAUUUGCAUGUUUAUUUUUUCGUUAUUGGCCGACUUGAUUGGAUGUCUUUCGAACCGUAACACACGUCACAUUGUUUGAGGUUAUGUAAGGACGAUAUUUUCCAGAAAGUCAUGAAAGUUGGGCUAAGGGACAGGUCCUGGUUUUUUCCUAAUUAUUUAGCUUAGUCCCCAUAUAAUCUUAAACCACAGAGACCCGAAAAAAUAAGCCGUAAAAAUAAAACACUAUAAAAAAUAUUCAUUGAAUUAAUCACCUCCCGUACUCUCCUGCAAGAAAGCAAAAUGCCAAGCAAGCCGACUAAGUAUUCCGCUUAUAGUAAUCUAUCGAUGGAUCUAUUUCGAAGGAAUAGGAUUUUGACUGGAAAGCUUUAACUGGACAAAAUUCAACUCGCGGUUAAGUUCACGAUAAAGAAGGAUAUAUACUCCAUCGAAAUUAUUAUUUUGAUGUCUGUAAAGAUUGUGGUAUCACAUCUAAAAAAAAUAGUUCUAUUUUUAACGAACAUACACUAUAUAAGCAUUUCGGUGGACCGGUAACCUAAUUUUUCGUGCAUAAAAUACUGCAUACGUUCAAUUUUGUCUAGGAACAGGCCUCGUUAUAUUGGAGUUAGACAUUUAAAUGAUAUAUACUAAACUAUAAUGAUGUAAAACAGUAGUAGUUGCGCGUAAGUCGUACAUAUUGGUCCAGGGAAUUUUUGGCAUUAGGGACAAGUUACUAUUACUUGUGAUUGUUGUUCUCUAAUCGAAUAUAUUCUAAUUUUUAUUUCAUUUUUCCUACCGAGAGGUGCCGCUGAUGCACUCUUUUUGAGGGGGCCGCUGCUCCCUUGUUAUACUGUAGGGUUAUUAUAAUACGAUUAUGUAAUAUUUGCUUGUACAUGAAGACUUAAAUAUAUCUUUAUGCACUGUG
Messenger RNA from Sitophilus oryzae (rice weevil), 10182 nucleotides. It is a transcript of the gene mask, whose product is annotated as ankyrin repeat and KH domain-containing protein mask. Lineage: Eukaryota; Metazoa; Arthropoda; Insecta; Coleoptera; Curculionidae. The transcript is spliced from 28 exons. Gene Ontology annotation, biological process: innate immune response. Gene Ontology annotation, cellular component: cytoplasm. Bases 165 to 8957 code for a protein of 2930 amino acids. Gene Ontology annotation, molecular function: protein binding; RNA binding. The record is from RefSeq and is a predicted model, not a curated record.